AUGCCCAUUCCACGCCAUCGUUUCCAUUCCCCACUUUUCCCCACCUUUCCGCCCAUUUCUCCCGAAACCCCUUCCACCACCACCCCCCCCGGCCAACCCCCCAUCCCCCUUCGCCCCACCUUCCCCAGUGCUGCUAGAACGCCUAGACUGCUCCUAGAAGGGUUAGACGUGGCAGCGCUGGUGCUCCACCAGUUCGACUACUACCGCUACGAGGGCGCGCAGGUGAUGACCAUCAAUGGCGCCCCCGCCAUGGAGUACCUAUUAGAGUGGGCGGCGCGCUACGUGGGGCAGUACCGCGACUCGGGCGUGCGCUUCAAUCUGCUCUUUGCAAGAAGGGUUGUGUCCAAGGCGACGGGCGCGGUGAUUGCGACUCAGGGCGCGUUCGCACAGAGGAGUAUCGCGCCGACGAAUGACAGCGUUGUGGUGGAGCUGAUACUGGCCACGAGUGCCACACCAGUACAAGUAACGGUGCCGUGGGUGGCAGUGCUGCCGACCAAUUUCGACUCCGCCACCUCCUACUGGGCGGCAAACUGCGCCACCCCUCGCCAGCCCACCGCCUCUGCCGCUGCUGCUUCUGCCCCUGCUGCUGCUUCUGCCGCUGCUGCUGCUGCUGCUGCUGAGGGAAGCAGGGGAAUAGGGGCAGCUGGGGUUGAUCUGGGGGCGCGCAGUAGGGCAAGGGGGACAGAUUGGGCUCUGGAUGCGGAUGGGGGGAGGGGGGAAGGUGCUGGGGACGCGGCGAAGGAGUGGGAGAGGGAGCGGUGGGGGGAGAGGGAACGGGGAGAUGGGAGAGGAGAAGAACGAGGGGAGGGGAGGGUGAGGAGACCUGGGCCUCUGUUGAGUGAGAGGCUGAAGAAGAGAGCUUGUGGCGUGGGGGCAUGGGUAGCAGAGGCCGCAGCAGAAAGCACCGAGGGAGCGGAGAGCACAUUGACAGGGAACGGAGCUGAGAGUGUAGGGAGUGCAGAUAAUGCAGAGAGCACGGGCGGGACAGAAGGCACAGAGAAGGGAGCAGAGCGCACAGUAGGAGCAGGGGUAUGGGGCAGCAGUCGGGCAGGGAUGGGCGACAGCAGCGCGGAGAGAGCGUCUGGGUGGCCGACUCUGGCUGUGGAGUUCCCAAGGCCCGACCUCGACGCCCGCCCCUCCCUGCUCCGCCCCCCUCCCCCAUCCCCUGCCGCCCCCCUGCUGUUCCGGUCCCAAUACCAAGCAGCGGCUGCUGCUGCUGAGUCUGCUGAAUCUGCUGCCCCUGCUGAUGCUGCUAGUAGUGCUGCUGCUGGCAGCAACGGGCGUGCCUCGUCAGCGCCAGCGCCGAAUGACCUGGCGGGAGCGCAGAAAAUGUCCACAGCAACAGCGCUGAUUCCCGUGGGUGCCGUCUACCUACGAGCAGAGAACGCCACAGCAGUCUACCUGCUAGCAGACAACGCCACGGCAGUCAUCUGGCUGCACACCUUCCUGCCAGCAAUGGACGGCUCAGAUGAAGCCCUCAUCGCCUUCCUGCUCACCGAGAUCUCCACAGCCGUUGAUCUCGCCAACCAGCACGGCAAGCGAAUCAUAAUGGACGUGAGUGGCAACGGCGGGGGCUACGCCGACAUAGCAUACCUCCUGCUGCGCCUCGUGGCCGGCAAGCAAAAGGCCCCCGAGGGGCGCGUGCAGAUGCCACAGCAGCUGCUCAUAUCCAAUGCAUUCAUGCUCUCAUUACUGGACAAGCAGCUCACCUCGUUCUACCAGUGGGAUAAGUACGUGAAGGUUGACGAGGCCACGCCGGUGAAAAGCGUGCGGGAUUUCAAGCCGUUUCUGGAGGAAACGUUUUCCCCGGAUGGGGAGACCGGAGUGUACUCGGGCUUGUUCAAGCUCGCCGCGUUCCCCGGGCUUGAGAAGGUCCCGUUUCGGGGCCCGGUGUUUGGGGCCCGGCCGCUCGUUAUAGUCACAAACGGGAACUGCUUCUCAGCCUGCGCUAUAUUCACGCAUAAUCUCCGGAAGCGGUUCAAUGUGAAGCAUGUGACUGUAGGGGGGGUUCUGGGUCAACCCCUUGGGAUCAGCGCGUCUUGCAUGGGAGCGACCAUGCCGUCUUUAGAAACCGGAGUGACUAAUUUCCUAACCGGGACAAAACUCGCCAACCACCCGCGCGCGCCGAAGCCGUUUCCAUAUAAUGUGGUGCAAGGAGUGGCGGUGGUACAAGGGUAUGUGGAGGAUAAAGUGCCGUGUGAAUAUGUUUUUCUGCCCGGGGACCAGCAUGUUGACCUGACCAUGGAUAAAGUGGCCAACCCUGCGCUUGUGUGGACAGAGGCCUCCCAAUACUAUUAA
Closterium sp. NIES-65 is the source of this 2298-nucleotide messenger RNA. The record is from the annotation of a GenBank genome assembly. NCBI's taxonomy places the organism in Eukaryota, Viridiplantae, Streptophyta, Zygnematophyceae, Desmidiales, Closteriaceae.